UCCGCGGGCUGCCCCCGGCGCUCCCCGCUGCCUCCCCUCAGUGCCCCGCGGUCACCCCAGGUCCCCCGCGUCUCCACGGUGCCCCCAGUGCCCCGAGUCCCCCAGUCCCCUCGGGUCCCUUGGUCCCGGGCAUGGCUCGCGCGGCGGAGCCCGAGCGGCGGCUCCUGGCCGUCUACACCGGCGGCACCAUCGGAAUGCGGAGCGAGCGUGGCGUGCUCAUCCCAGGGAGGGGCCUGGCCGAUGUCCUGAGGACACUGCCCAUGUUCCACGAUGAGGAGCACGCCCGGGCCUGUGACCUCCCUGAGGACACCCUGGUGCUGCCGCCCGCCAGCCCAGAACAGAGGGUCAUCUACACAGUGCUGGAGUGCCAGCCCCUCUUCGACUCCAGUGACAUGACCAUCACUGAGUGGGUUCAGAUUGCCCAGAUCAUUGAGAGACACUAUGAGCAGUACCAUGGCUUUGUGGUCAUCCAUGGCACCGACACCAUGGCCUUCGCUGCGUCCGUGCUCUCCUUUGUGCUGGAAAACCUGCAGAAAACAGUCGUCCUCACUGGUGCCCAGGUGCCCAUCCAUGCCCUGUGGAACGACGGCCGCGAGAACCUGCUGGGGGCCCUGCUCAUGGCCGGCCAGUACGUGAUCCCUGAGGUCUGCCUGUUCUUCCAGAAUCAGCUGUUUCGGGGUAACCGAGUGACCAAGGUGGACGCGCGUAGGUUCGCGGCCUUCUGCUCCCCAAACCUGCCUCCUCUGGCCAUCAUGGGCCCUGACGUCACAAUCAACCAGGAGCUGGUGCGCAAGGUCCGAGGGAUGGAGAGGCUGGUGGUGCACAGCAGCAUGGAGCAUGACGUGGGCCUGCUGCGUCUCUACCCCGGGAUCCCCGCUGCCCUGGUCCGGGCCUUCCUGCAGCACCCCCUGAAGGGCGUGGUCAUGGAGACCUUCGGCUCCGGGAACGGACCCACCAAACCUGACCUGCUGCAGGAGCUGCGGGCGGCGACCGAGCGAGGCCUCGUCAUCGUCAACUGCACCCACUGCCUGCAGGGCGCCGUGACAUCGGACUAUGCAGCCGGCAUGGCCAUGGCGGGAGCCGGCAUAGUCUCAGGCUUUGACAUGACGUCGGAGGCUGCUCUGGCCAAGCUGUCCUAUGUGCUGGGCCAGCCGGGGCUGAGCCUGGAGGGCAGGAAGGAGCUGCUGGCCAGGGACCUCCGGGGGGAGAUGACGCUGCCCGCGGUGGAUGAGCGCCGGCCCUCUCUGCAGCGCAGCGUGCUGGGGCGUGGGGUCGCCCAGCUCCUCCGUCAGAGCCAGGGGGCCGAUGCUGUGCGGGACACCCUCAUGCCCAGCCUGGCCUGUGCUGGGGCCCGUGCCGGCGACCUGGAGGCCCUGCAGGCGCUGGUGGAGCUGGGCAGUGACCUAAGCCUGGAGGACUGCAGUGGUCAAACUCCACUGCACGCGGCUGCCCGCGGGGGCCACGUGGAGGUGCUCGCCAUGCUGCUGCAGAGAGGGGUGAGCGUGAACGCGCGGGACCAGGACGGCCUCACUCCCCUGCUGCUGGCUGUGAGGGGCAGGCAUCAGGGUGUCAUUGAGCUGUUGCGGGCAGCCGGGGCCUGUCUGUCCCCUGAGGAGCUGGAGGACGCAGGGACUGAGCUGUGCAGGUUGGCAUCCAGGGGGGACUGCGAAGGCCUAAGGGCGUGGUGGCAGGCAGGGGCAGACCUGGGACGGCCAGGCUAUGACGGGCGCAGCGCCUUGCUCAUUGCGGAAGCAGCUGGGGACCUGGAAGUGGUGACGGUUCUGCAGAGCCUCCAGGGUGGGGUUGGUGCCCAGGCCCUGGGUCCAGCCACCCCGUGACACACCCUACCACAGCACUGGAGGCCCAGCCAUGGCCAAGAAGUUCCUCGAGCCUGGAGGGGACCUCCGAUCUCUCUCCUGCACCCCAGGACCCACUGGGCUGGGUGCUCCUGCCUGCCCUCCAGACUGAGUGGCCCAGGCCCCCAGCUGACACCUCCACCCCCUACUCCGUCAUCUGGCCCUCCAGAAGACUCUCAAGGCCGGCUGGGUUUGCCCCGGUCCUUGGGUCCCUCCGCUGCGGAAGGCUGGGCCCCACUGCACAGGUGCCUGGGCUUGUCUGUCCACCAGGCCCCCGUGCGCUACCUGGGCCUCCACUCAAUCUCAGGAGACCUCUCAUUGUCAGGAAGUGCUGCCUGCUGUCUAACCGGAAGCUGUCCUGGUGCAGCGUAAGCCAGACCUUCCUGCUGUGACCUGCUGCAGGGAUCGCAGGUGCCCCCCACCCACACCCCCCAUGGCUCUCACCAGGAUGUGCCCCUGCUGCUGGGACACUUCCUCUUCUGUUUCUGAGAAGCCUAAAGGUCUUUGUUGGGCAGAGUGGCAAUAAAGUCCCUCUGGGGACCACUCCCUCACCAAAGCCUG
Messenger RNA from Equus quagga, 2417 nucleotides. RefSeq names its product asparaginase (gene ASPG). Gene Ontology annotation, biological process: amino acid metabolic process. Gene Ontology annotation, molecular function: asparaginase activity; protein binding. The transcript has 16 exons. NCBI's taxonomy places the organism in Eukaryota, Metazoa, Chordata, Mammalia, Perissodactyla, Equidae. The record is from RefSeq and is a predicted model, not a curated record. The coding region runs from base 132 to 1838 and encodes 568 amino acids.